ACGUGCCAUAUUGACUGGUACUGAAUAAUACAGGUGGAGGGGAUUUACGGUAUCAUUGCUGAGCUGACGACGGUGCAUCAAAACAUAACCUGAAAGAUAAAAAUCGCGUUUGUAGUUUGAGUGUAAUUUGUGUCCUAAAAUGUCGUUAAAAAGAAAAUUAACGCAAGAUGAUUUGCGUAAAGCUAUGAGUGAACACAAGAAGAAACUGGGCGUUGUCAAGAAAAUUGAAUCACCGUUAGCAAGGUAUACAGAUGUAGGGCAGCUUAUGUGUGUUCUGUGUAAAAUUACUGUACGCAAUGAGGUAGUUUGGCCAGUUCAUUUGAAUUCAAAGACUCACAAAGAAAAUAUUGCAUUGGCAAAAAAGACAAAACUAGAAACAGAUAUUCCAAAGAUUGCUACUCACACAUUUAAAAGGCCUACAUCUCCAUCUCAAGAAUCCUCGUCAAAUAAGAAAAUAAAGGGUAUAUUAAAAACUUCUUCAUCACAAGCAGCAUCAAACUUACCAUCAGAUUUCUUUGAUAAUAAUAUUAAGAAGUCUAAUGGUACUGUGCCAUCCAACACUUCUGUGAUAAUGCAAAAGUCAGAGAAUGGCAAUGAACUUGCAAAUGAUAAAGAACUGAAAAAUGUAGAAAUUGAAGAAGAAAGAGAAAAAGAUAGAAACAAAGAUACAAGUCAAACGACUCUUCCAGAAGGCUUUUUUGAUGAUCCAGUUCUGGAUGCUAAAGUUCGUAAUGUCGAGUAUAAGAAUCCCAUAGAAGAAGAAUGGGAAAAAUUUCAAAAAGAAAUUAAAGAGGAGACAGCGCAAUCUGCCCAAAUAAUUGCAGAUGAUCAAGAAGAAGCAACAACAGAAAGACAAUUAGGCGAGAUAGAGGAACAAUUACGACAUUGGUCUAGAGUAAUGGAUCUUGUCAAACGUAAAGAACAAGUUCAAGCUACCGAUAGGAAGCAGAAAAAUACCGAUGAAGAUGUCUCCAGCGGAGACGAAGCCGAGUUUGACGAAUUUCUCGAUUGGAGAGCGAAAAAUUCUUACAAAUGAAGUUAUAUCUAAUCAUGUACAGUAUGUACCGACUUGUAAAUAUUUAAAAAACUGCUAUCUUUAAGAGUAUUCUACAUUUAGAGUGUUGUUUAUAUCUAUUCAUCCUUCGUACAAAAUUCUGAAUAUUGUUUGUAUAAAAAGAAAAAAGAAAAAAAAAAGAAGAAGAGAGAAACUAACGAUUACGCGAC
Molecule: messenger RNA, 1224 nt
Organism: Hylaeus anthracinus
Lineage: Eukaryota; Metazoa; Arthropoda; Insecta; Hymenoptera; Colletidae
Product: zinc finger protein 830
Exons: 4
Coding region: 140-1036 (298 amino acids)
Biological process (GO): mitotic DNA damage checkpoint signaling; nuclear DNA replication; mitotic DNA replication checkpoint signaling
Cellular component (GO): spliceosomal complex; nucleus
Molecular function (GO): zinc ion binding; nucleic acid binding
Source: RefSeq, a predicted model, not a curated record